Messenger RNA from Psilocybe cubensis, 1596 nucleotides. RefSeq lists its product as uncharacterized. The transcript is spliced from 11 exons. The record is from RefSeq and is a predicted model, not a curated record. Gene Ontology annotation, molecular function: oxidoreductase activity, acting on paired donors, with incorporation or reduction of molecular oxygen; iron ion binding; monooxygenase activity. Lineage: Eukaryota; Fungi; Basidiomycota; Agaricomycetes; Agaricales; Agrocybaceae. The coding region runs from base 1 to 1596 and encodes 531 amino acids.
AUGUCAGGGCUGCUCUCCAAAGCGUCCGCCAUCUUCAUCACGUACCCUGUAUAUACCUUUGUCCUAGGCACACUUGUAUAUGCACUCGUUGUGAAGAUCCUCUUGGGGAAAUCGCGGUACCUCAAACGCAACCCCCGCAACCUCCCCCUGCCGCCGGGCCCCAAGGGGUACCCGAUCAUCGGCAACCUGUUCGAUGUGCCGAAGGAUAAACCGUGGGUUGGGUACAGCGAGUGGACGAAAACCUAUGGGGACAUGAUAUAUUUCGAAGUGCUCGGUCAGCCUUUCAUCGUCCUGAACUCUCUGCAGCGCACAAUCGACCUUUUUGACAAACGCUCCUCGAACUAUUCGGACAGGAUGCGUAUGCCCAUGGUGCUAGAGCUGAUGGACUGGGACUACAACAUGGCUAUGCUCCCGUACGGGCAAUGGUGGCGACGCCACCGCCGCGCGUUCACCGAGCACUUCCACCACAACAUCGUGUGGAAGUACCAGCCGACCCAGCUUCGCGAGACGCGCGCGUUCCUCCACCGCCUGCUAACCACACCCGAGAACUUCAUGCACCACAUCCGACACACGUUUGCAGCGACGAUCAUGAGCGUCGCAUACGGCAUUACGAUCAAGGACACCGAGGAUCCGUACAUCUCCAAUGCCGAAGAGGCACUCAUGGGCCUUGCGGAGGCAGGCAUCCCAGGAUCCUUCCUCGUCGACCUCAUGCCCUGGCUGAAGUACAUUCCCGCGUGGUUCCCUGGAGCGGGCUUCCAGCGCAAAGCCGCACAUUGGCGCAAAGUCAACGCGGACGUCGCGCAGAAGCCGUUCAAAUUCGCUGAAGAGGAACUGCAAAAGGGAACAGCAGUGCCUUCGCUUUCAUCCACGCUAAUAGAGAGAUUACCGGACAAGAGCGAUCCAUACUACGCCGAGGAGCGUAAAAUCGCACAGGACACCGCAGCAGUCGCAUACGUCGGCGGCGCAGAUACCACUGUAUCAACAGUACAAUCCUUCUUCCUCGCUAUGGCGCUUUACCCAGACGUACAAAAAAGGGCACAAGCAGAACUAGACGCCGUCGUAGGCCGCGGACGGCUACCCGAAUUUAGCGACCGCGACGCGAUGCCCUAUGUUAACGCGCUAGUCAAGGAGAGUGUGCGUUGGAAUCAGGUUAUCCCGCUCGCUGUGGGACAUAUGGCGACAGAGGAUGAUGAGUACGAUGGAUAUUUUAUCCCGCGUGGGACAGUGGUUAUGGGAAACGGGUGGGCAAUACUGCACGACCCAGAAGUGUUCGAGGACCCGAUGGAGUUCCGCCCUGAGAGAUACUUGAAGGACGGCCAGUUAGACCCGGACGCGCGUAAUCCAGACUGCGCAGCGUUCGGGUAUGGAAGGCGCAAAUGCCCUGGAAGACACAUGAGCGACAACGCACUUUACUCUAUUGUAGCCUCUGUAUUGUCUGUGUACGAUAUCACACCCCCGCGCGACGAGUCGGGGAAGAUGGUACAACUUAAAGCGGAGUUUACGAGUGGGCUGUUGUCGUACCCUGCGCCGUUCGAAUGUGUGAUCAAGCCCAGAAGUCCAGAGGCGGAGGCAUUGAUUCGGGACUGUGUCGAGUAA